Messenger RNA from Siniperca chuatsi (mandarin fish), 1481 nucleotides. It is a transcript of the gene nutf2, whose product is annotated as nuclear transport factor 2. Gene Ontology annotation, biological process: protein import into nucleus. The coding region runs from base 246 to 629 and encodes 127 amino acids. The record is from RefSeq and is a predicted model, not a curated record. Gene Ontology annotation, cellular component: nuclear pore central transport channel. The transcript has 5 exons. Lineage: Eukaryota; Metazoa; Chordata; Actinopteri; Centrarchiformes; Sinipercidae.
GCUUCUGCCCGGUUUAGGGCUAACGUUGGGCACGCCUAUGUAGGGUAGCUGCUCCGGGGUUCCAGACCUGUGUGCGCGGGCCCGGAGGAGGCAUCAACACUUGGAGGAGACGGGGUAUUUUUAGCAACCGGUGAAAAGACCAACGCCAGCCAGCCAGUUAGCUAACGCCUGGAAAUAUAAUUCAUCUGACGUCUAACAUUAGCUGGCGGGGAGGCAUGCUAGUGUGUGUUGCAGGGUGAGUCAGGAUGGUGGACCAGCCUCUGUGGGAGCAGAUAGGAUCCAGCUUCGUGCAGCACUACUACCAGAUGUUUGACUCUGACAGAGCACAACUCGGAUCCAUAUAUAUCGAUGCGUCAUGCCUUACAUGGGAAGGACAGCAGUUCCAGGGAAAGAGAGCAAUUGUUGAGAAACUCACUAGUCUCCCCUUCACAAAAAUAGGGCAUAGUAUAACAGCGCAGGACCACCAGCCAACUCCAGACUGCUGCAUCUUGAGUAUGGUUGUAGGACAGCUAAAAGCAGAUGACGACCCCAUCAUGGGUUUCCAUCAGAGUUUCAUCCUGAAGAACAUUAACGAUGCAUGGGUGUGCACCAAUGACAUGUUCAGGCUGGCCAUUCACAACUUUGGCUAACCCCCCUCCCCACUCUGGUGGGCAGGGGCAGCCAUAGUGAAGGGCACUGUGUGAUGAAGUAUGGAGGGAGGACUUGAGGAUGGAGAGAAGAGAGAACACUCAUUCCUCCCUCCUGCUGUCUCAUUUACACCUGUUUGACAAACAGGAAAACACCGGAUUCUAGAUGUCAAUCACUGAACCUCAUCCAGGUGGGUUUUCAGACCACCCCAGCCAGUAGAACUGCGAUGUGUUUCUUUGCUGAGAGCCGGCCGACCAAUCAGAUGCCCCUGUCUGCCACUCCGCUGAUCUGCAUGAUGCUGGGAGCCCCCCAUUACAAUAUCUACACUCAAGCCACCAGAAAGACAAACAACUGACCGACGCCAUUAACUCAUACUGUGCUCUGCUCUCCACCCUUCUUUACUUAAGUCUAACCCAUUCUCCUCUACUGUUGACUCCACUGCUGUCAACUCGGUUCUGUUAGCACUGUUGUUGACUGGUUUUAGAUCCAUGUUCAGGUUCAGAGUCGGCUUCAUCAGUUCCGACUUCUUGUGUUGUAAGUUGUUUUUAGAGGCCACUUGUGUGUUGCCUUAGUGUGUUUAACUGAGUUUUAUCUUCCUUUAUACAAUUGUUUACUUUGCCAUGAUUCACUCUGUCAUGCCAGGUUUUGCUCUUGCAAACCAAAGAGUCAUGGAGGACAUAAAGUGUGACCUUGCUGUGCGAUUGGCUCUGAUCCUGCAUUCUCUCUUUCUCUCUGUCUCUUGCUCUUUCUGUCUCUCUCAAUCUCUGUCAUAAUCUUUCUCUCUCACACACAUGUCUGGCAGUUACCAUGGACUACAGCCACAAUAGACAAUAAAAUCUGGACUUUUUUCUUAA